GUUACUGAUAAGUUGUAGUGUAAUAAAUAAACAAAUAAUUAUUCAAUAUGCUAAUUACAAACACAUUUUUUAUUUUAGUACUAUCAUACUCUGUGACAUGCAGUGAAAUGAACGAUGACAUGAGCCAGCAACACCUUUUAAUAAAAAGUUACAAUUACAAUCACCCACCUUUGUUUGAAGCGUAUAAAGUUCUACCGGAUACAGACGGAUCGGAAAUCCGAAAAGUACGACAAGUACAGUCACUUGAAUAUGAGAAGAAAGAAGAUAACAAUGCUUUGAAAAACUUUAAUCAAAAUUCCGAAACACCUGUUACUGUCGUUUACGAUCUAGAAACUGAUACCUUAAAGACUAAUCAUAAGCAAGAACCUAACAAAAUCAAAAGACGGAAGCAAGUAAGACCUAAUCCAAUUUAUGAAGAAAGUAAAGAAGAAGUGAAAGUUGCAGAAAACCACUAUUUGACAACCGUUGAAAAUGAAGAAAGUUCGACUGAAAAGGUUCUAAUUACUUCUCCUAGUCCUAAGACAGUUGUACCAAAAAUGUUCACUAAAAGGCCACCAGAGGAUAAUCCAGUUGCUAAAAAAAUUAAACAACGGGAAACUUGGGUAAAAAUUGUGGAAGAGUCAAAUCAUGUAUAUGGACAUAAUGGUAACUUUCAUUAUAGUUUUGAAGGCGCUGAUGGUACGAGAGUUUCGAGUGAAGGUGAAUUGAAAUCUUUUGAUAAUGACAAAACUGGCGAAUCCGUUGUAGGAAACGUUUUUUACACAGACAACGAAGGAAAUGACUUCAGUUUGUCAUACACAGCGGAUGAGAAUGGAUAUCGCCCGUACGGCGAUCAUCUACCAACACCACCCCCAAUCCCUCCAGCAAUUGCUCGAGCUCUCAAGUAUCUUGCCACGAAGACUACACCAGAGCCCGUUACUGAAGCAACUAAAAAACUAGAUUAACUUUUAUGGAUAGUAUAAAGGAUUAACAGCCACAAUUAAAAACGUUAGUUAGUGGGUGUUUAGUUAAACACUGAUUUCUCUCUUUCUGUUAUCAUUGAUUUGACACUCAAAAUAAGAAGACUGUUUAACUAAUCAUCACCUUAAAAACAUAUGUAAAGGCGUAAUUAUUAAUUUGGAUACUAGUUUUACCUUAUUUUAUAUGAUAAUAUUUUGCUUAUAGCUUAAGACUUAUUAUGAUUUUUUUCGUUUUU
Molecule: messenger RNA, 1195 nt
Organism: Nymphalis io (European peacock)
Lineage: Eukaryota; Metazoa; Arthropoda; Insecta; Lepidoptera; Nymphalidae
Gene: CPR36
Exons: 3
Coding region: 48-944 (298 amino acids)
Cellular component (GO): chitin-based extracellular matrix
Molecular function (GO): structural constituent of chitin-based larval cuticle
Source: RefSeq, a predicted model, not a curated record